AUAUCGCUACCUCAUUGCAAGAGGGUCGUAACUCCAAAUUUGCUAGUUUUGAGUUAUAUGGUGUACAAGAUUGCCGAAUUGAUUCUGCAUCUUUUGGUAAAAGAGUCGUAAAUCUAGGUGAAUUAGCGGCCGAGAGAUGGCACUAAGAAGAUUUUUAGUGAACAUCAAAAUAUCUCUGAGGGUUGUGGCAACAGUGUCGUAGUCAGUGUUACUAUGGCAGUCGUUGAGGUAACAUCUCUCGAAUUUUGUUCAUGACUGUUAAUUUACUCAUGAUUAAUUAAUGAUGUCCCGUGGAUUGAAAUGUGUGCAAAUGGCAUUGCAAAGAAGAACAAAAUUGGAACAGGCUAGUGAGAAAGACGGAUCGGUAUCAGAACCUGAUGAUAAGAACGAUGGACGUCAAAUGAAUCCUGACUUAAACUCAGCACCACCAGAUGCCCAGACUGUGUUGCCAGAAGCAAAUUCAUCUCAAUUUGUAAGAUCAUCUUCUAGUGGAUCAUCUUCCAGUGGAUCAUCUUCUAGUGGAUCAUCUUCCAGUGGAUCAUCUUCCAGUGGAUCGUCUUCCAGUGAUUCAUCAGACAAUGACACAGAAAACAAAUAUGAUGGUUUAGCCCCCAAAAAAACAAAGAAACGAAAACUGAAGCAGAGUGAGUGGAAACGGAAUAUGAAUAAAAAGAGGAGAAACAUGGGACUUGCUUAUGAAUCGGCUGCAAAGAAACAGAAAGAGGCGCGGAAAAUCAAACCACCUUGUAAAGAAACUUGCAGGAUGAAGUGCACCAGUAACAUAUCUCAUGAUCAAAGACAACACAUUUUUGAAUCAUACUGGAACCUAGGGGAUAUUGACCUUCAAAGAGAAUACAUAGCAAAAUGUACAAAGGAAGUAAAGCCAAUUUACAGAUGCAUAAGGGAAAAAAGACAGCGUGGACCAAGGGGAAACAACAUUUGGUAUUCCUUCCCAGUUGAUGGUACAUUAACAAGAGUCUGCAAAACAUUUUUCCUCAAUACUCUUGACAUAAAUGAUAGGGUUACUAGGACAGCAUUAACUAAACAGAAGAGAGCAGCAGGAUUGGUGUCUGAAGUAGAUAACAGAGGAAAACAUAAAAACCAUCCUACGCUUGAUCCACAAAUCAAAGAAGGAGUUAGAGCUCACAUAGAAGGAAUUCCUAGAAUCGAAAGUCACUACACCAGGGCACGGACAGCUAGGGAAUACAUUUGUGGGUCUCGAAGCCUGGCAGACAUUCAUAGGGAUUAUGUCCAAGAAUGUAAAGAUAAGAAGAAGCCCUAUGCAACUUACUCAAUGUUCUACAAUAUUUUUCAGAAUGAGUACAAUAUCGCUUUCUUUGCUCCUAAGAAAGAUCAGUGUGACUUGUGUGUGUUGUUCAAUAAUGCAGAUGGGGAAGCUAAGGAAAACUUAAAAGAAAAGUAUGACACACAUCAAUGUGAAAAGGUACUUUCAAGGGAAGAGAAGAAGCAAGAUAAAACUGAAGGAAAUGCUAUAGUUGCUGUGUAUGAUCUACAAGCCGUACUGCAACUUCCACAAGGUGAUGUAUCCACCUUCUAUUACAAAUCAAAAUUUAAUGUCCUAAAUUUCACAAUUUAUGAUAUCAAGACUAAUGAAUGUGACUGUUUUCUUUGGGAUGAAACAAAUGGUAAUAGAGGAGUGAAUGAAAUAGGCUCUUGCAUCCUAAGUUAUAUUAAAGAAUUAUGUGAUAAGAAUCAAGGAGAAGACAACAUUGAAAUAAUUUUCUAUUCUGAUAACUGUGCUGGGCAACAAAAAAACAAAUUUAUGCUUGCAUUGUAUUUGUAUGUUGUCACUAAUUUGCCUGUUAAGUCAAUCACCCAUAAAUAUCUGAUAAAAGGCCACACACAGAAUGAAGGCGACUCUGCGCAUUCUCUGAUUGAAAAACAAAUAAGGAGACUGAAGAAAGGGGGACCAAUAUUCGUUCCUGAAACCCUUGUCACUGCGAUUCGCUCUGCAAAGAAAACAGGCCAGCCGUUCCAAGUUCGCGUAAUGCAGUAUGAUGACUUUAAAAAUGUGAAGUCUCUUACUACACAAAUGGGAGCAAUCAAUGUCAAAGAUUUAAGAUUAAGUGAAAUCAAAGUCAUGAAGUUUGAAAAGCAAUGUCCAGCCUCAGUCUUAGUGAAAUAUUCAUACAGUGAUGAAUUCAAACGUGUUCUAUUGAUCAGAAAACCAAAGGUUGCCACAGAUCUCUUGCAGUGUUACUCAGAGAAAAUUCCCCUAAGCGAAAAUAAGAAAAAAGAUCUUAAAGAACUCUGUGAAAAAGGCUUAAUCCCACGUCCCUAUUCGGACUUUUUUAACAACAUUACCUAAUUUUGAUGCUUAAUUGGUCACAAAGAUGUAAUACUUAUCAUUCAUUUUUUUUUUAUAACUGAGUUACGGCCAAGGGUAACAAAAAUUUAAAGGAAAUACUUGCUUCAUGUAAUUUAAACCUAUCUAUUUGAAAGAUUUCAUUAAUUUGAAGGAAAUUGUUUGCUUUAUGUGGCUGAACCAAUUGAUUUGAAAGAAAAAAAACUUUUUUUUUUUUUUUUUACUUUUUUUUUUCUUGGUAUGCAUUUUGUUGGAAGAAUAACAACAGAAUAUAAUGGUAUAAUAUAUUUCUGAAUAGGUACACAGCAUUUAUGAUUUAUUUCAAUUUGUUUUGUUACUGAAUGGAUAAAUACUGUUCUUUUUGUAAGGAAUAUUUAGUUUUAUAAUAAACUGGAAUCAUA
This is a messenger RNA of Scylla paramamosain (green mud crab), 2727 nucleotides long. RefSeq lists its product as uncharacterized. Bases 281 to 2329 code for a protein of 682 amino acids. The record is from RefSeq and is a predicted model, not a curated record. The transcript is spliced from 4 exons. Lineage: Eukaryota; Metazoa; Arthropoda; Malacostraca; Decapoda; Portunidae.